AAAAUCGGAAAUCAAACCAGCGACGUCUAUCGGUUACUUUACUAUCUUUUCUACUUAUAAAUAUAUCCCUGCGAGCUACUCCGCCAAUUUUUAUUCGACCUUCAUCUUAGGUCUCUGUAAAUUGAGAAUUUGGACAAAUUCAAGCCCUAAACCCUAAAAUUACUUCGUCUUUUCUGGGCUCUUGUUUUCCCUUGCUGUCGAUCCUGAUUCAGGCACUACAUAAAAUAGGGGAACAUCACCUGGUGUUGAAGUUUUCACAGGGAUUUCUUUUUGCUGCUUUAUACUGUAAACAGACAUGUCAGUCACAGCAGGUGUUAGUGAUGUCGCUUUAGCUGUCAGGGAUAAGCUUAGAGGUAAAAUUGGGCAAACGAAAGUUAAAAGGUAUUGGCCUGGUAAAGCACCAGAGUGGGCAGACGAUGCUGAUGAAGAUGAUAAUAUCAGGACAACUAGGGCAGCUGGCUUGGAGAAAGCUUUUCCUACUCAUGAAGGUUCUGAUCUUGUUAGGAAAGAUGAUCCUCGGUUGCGGCGGUUAGCUCAGAGCAAGGUUGAUAAUCGUGAUGAAGUUAGAGCUGAUCACCGGCGCAUUCGACAAGCUGAGAUUAUUUCAAUUGAAGAGGAGGAAACUCGGCAACAAGAAUGGGCAGAGAUGGAGGAAGAUGAUGAGGAAGCAUUGGAGGAAAAAAGACGAUUGAUUAAGGAGAAGUUACGUCUGAGAGAGCAGGAGGAAGCUGCAUUCCCUCCUGAAGAAGAGGAGGAGGAGGAGGAGGAGGAAGAGGAAGAAGAGGAAUCUGAGUAUGAGACUGAUUCUGAAGAGGAAAUGACGGGUAAAGCCAUGGUGAAGCCCAUUUUUGUGCCAAAGACAGAGAGAGAAACCAUAGCUGAGCGUGAGCGUCUUGAGGCUGAAGAACGAGCUCUUGAGGAAAAGGCUAGGAGGAAGUUGGAGGAGAGGAAGGUGGAGACAAAGCAAAUCUUGGUUGAGGAGAUACAAAAGGAGGAACUAAUUCAGAAGAAUUUGGAAAUGGAGGCAAGUAUUGCUGAUGUGGAUACUGAUGAUGAGAUCAAUGAGGCAGAAGAAUAUGAAGCUUGGAAGGUGAGAGAGAUUGCUAGGAUCAAGAGGGAUAGAGAGGACCGUGAGGCAAUGUUGAAGGAGAAGGAAGAGAUUGAGAAGGUGAGAAACAUGACAGAGGAGGAGAGAAGGGAGUGGGAGAGGAGAAAUCCUAAACCUCCUCCACCACCAAAACAGAAGUGGAGGUUUAUGCAGAAAUAUUACCACAAGGGUGCUUUCUUCCAGAAUGAGUCCAAUGACCAUGCUGCCACUGCCGCGUCAGAUAACAUUUACAGGCGUGAUUUCUCUGCUCCAACUGGAGAAGAUAAGAUGGACAAGUCCAUAUUACCAAAGGUCAUGCAGGUCAAGCAUUUUGGUCGUAGUGGAAGAACAAAAUGGACACAUCUUGUCAAUGAGGAUACAACUGAUUGGAACAAUCCGUGGACAUACAAUGACGCUCUUCGUGCCAAGUAUAAUACAAAAAUGGCUGGAAUGAAUGCACCUAUCGCUAAACCCAAAGGAAGCAAGAAGUUGAAGGAUUGGGUUAAGCCAUAAGUCUUUGAAGCCUUGGCAACUGGGAUAGGAAUUAUACUGGCUUUUCCUGCUGCACCUGAUAUAUAAAAAGGGUGCUUGUUGAAAACCCUAACUUCUCCGCAAUUAUUGUACUGAUAGUACUCGAAUGGCAAAUGUUCCCGUCGUCUAGGUUGCAUUUCUAAAUUUCAGUCAGUGAAGAAUUCCAGCUAGCAAUAAUUGGUAGAUAUACACAAAUAUUUUCCUGUCUAUUUGCUACCUUGGACGUUACUUCCAUAAAAGCACUUCUGAUCAUGCUGACAAAAGUAGCCAUUGCUGUUCAAAGGGGAUUUCUUUGUGACCUUAAUUUGGUCCAGGGAUUUUGUGCUUCAACUUGGUAUUAUCAGUCUGAAAAUAGCUUCUCUAUUGGUUCCCUGUGGUGAUCUCGUGGUUGAGAUUUAACUUGAAUUUUAUCAUUUUGGUUUUUACUGAUUGAAUAAGUUUAGACGCACUUUGUAAUUUCUGUAUUCUAAUAAUUUAAUCGUUUGUGAAUUAAGUUCUUGGAUAUAUAAAGUUCUAAGAUUUUAUGAUCUCACUAA
Ricinus communis (castor bean) is the source of this 2154-nucleotide messenger RNA. Its product is annotated as microfibrillar-associated protein 1. Gene Ontology annotation, cellular component: U2-type spliceosomal complex. The transcript has 3 exons. Gene Ontology annotation, molecular function: RNA binding. Lineage: Eukaryota; Viridiplantae; Streptophyta; Magnoliopsida; Malpighiales; Euphorbiaceae. The record is from RefSeq and is a predicted model, not a curated record. Gene Ontology annotation, biological process: mRNA splicing, via spliceosome. Bases 296 to 1600 code for a protein of 434 amino acids.